Messenger RNA from Momordica charantia (bitter melon), 909 nucleotides. RefSeq lists its product as uncharacterized. The record is from RefSeq and is a predicted model, not a curated record. NCBI's taxonomy places the organism in Eukaryota, Viridiplantae, Streptophyta, Magnoliopsida, Cucurbitales, Cucurbitaceae.
AUGAGGAAGGAGUAUGAUGUGAAUUUAAGUUAUGACAAAGCUUGGCGGUCCAGUGAAGAAGCACUUCGACUUAUUAGAGGGGAUCCAGCAUCGUCAUACGGUCUACUACCAGCUUAUGGUGAAGCAUUAAAAAUCAUGAACCCAGGUACUAUUUUCGAAUUGGAACUGAAAGAUGGAAAAUAUUUCAAAUAUGUCUUUAUGGCAUUGGGUCAAUCGAUUAGAGGGUUUCUGGCUUGUAUUCGACAAGUGUUGGUUGUCGACGGGGCCCACCUAAAAGGGAAGUUCAGAAGGGUAUUGUUAACAGCUUCUGGUGCGGAUGCGAAUAACCAAAUUUACCCUGUUGCAUUUGCUAUUGUCGACGGUGAGACUGUAGCAUCAUGGUUAAGGUUUAUGACUCAAUUAAAAGGUGCGCUCGGCGUAGUGAACAAUUUGGUUUUCGUUUCCGAUAGACAUCACACCAUUUGUAAGGCAAUUGACAAGGUAUUUCCCACUGCAUUUCAUUGCUUUUGUAUACAACAUAUUAAGAUGAACUUGUUAGCAAAAUUUAAAGUCGAUGCAAAGGCACUCGAGGAACUAUUUCUAAAAGCUGCGAAAGCAUAUCGAGAGUCUUAUUUCAACUCAAUCUGGACUCAACUUGGUGCGUACCCUAGUGUGAGGGAGUAUCUGGAUGACAUUGGAAAAGAGCGUUGGGCUCGUUGUUUCCAAAUAGAAUUGAGGUACACACAGAUGACCAGUAAUAAUGCGGAGUCCGUGAAUGCCCUCUUUAGACACGCGCAUAGGUUGCCAGUAACUGCGUUAUUGGACCAUAUCAGAGGUCUGUUACAGAUUUGGUUCUACGAUCAGCGGACGCUUGCCUCUUCCCGAUCAACCACAUUGUCCGACUACGCAGAAAAUAAGCUUGCUGAAUAA